AUGAACAGAUGGGAACCGUUUGUGUCGACAGUCUCGAAGCUCCCCGAGAAUCUGCUGCCUGCAGAGGACAUCCUGCUCCGACAAGACGGCGUAGGACUCUAUGACGGGCGAAAUAAAGCUGCAGAACAGACUGACGGACGGCUACAUCUCACUACGCAUCGACUGAUCUACCUACACUAUCCUUCCACGCCGCCAAAUGCCAGCUCGAACGGCAGCAUCGACUCGCGCUUAUCGAGGGCCUCGUGUGCGCUCGACUUGCAUCAGAUCAUUCAGACCGAGUUCUUCGCCGGCUUUCUCAAAUCCUCACCCAAGAUCACUCUCCUCUUACGCCCACGCGCAGAUGAGAACCUGACCAGAUUAGCACGCAAAAGGACUUGGCAAUGUCGGAUCUGUUCGUUCACUAACGCGCUGUCCUUGGCAUACGAGCAAGGGCGGUUCCAGACGUGUGGCAUGUGCGGCGUUCAGACCGAAUCCAUCGUGUCGAGUGAAGCACAGGACGAGCCCGCGCAGCCUGAGCCAGGCGAAUGCCCGACGUGUACUUAUCUGAACGCGCAGAACCAUCUGCGCUGCGAGAUGUGUAGUACUGUUCUGCCAAGGCCGAGGCGACCGUCAGGCGCCGACACCCCGCCAGACAUGGCCAUCUUCGUCAGACUGUCCUUCCGUCAGGGCGGCUCAAAGCCCUUUUAUGCCGCGCUCAAAACCGCUCUAUCUGCCCGCCAAUGGGAGGCCCGUCCUAACAUCCCUACAGGCGAGCGAAACGUGGCCACCGUUGGCAUCGACGGUCUACUGAAAGCGAUAGAUCUUGACAGUAGAGAAGAAGACAGAGGAAUGCAAGAUGCGCUACGCGAUCUCGAAGCGCUCAAGAUUCGAGCUCAAGAAAUGAUAGGCAUGGCAAGGGCAAUCAGUGCCAAGCUUACGAAACAGGCAGCAGGCAUGGGCGAAGACGACAGCCAGCCAUCAGACGAACAGAUUAGUCUCAUUCGAUCCACGGCUGUCAAUCUCGGUCUCCCUGCACCUGCCGUGACGGCAGAGAUGGUCCGCGAUGAACAGCUUUACCAUCAGGAGCUAGCGGCCGAGCUCGUCUCCGUCCUGUUCGGUCAGUCAGGGGCACGGCAGCGACCGGUCGUCAUGCGCAAUGAUAGAGGCUCAAAAGGCAUCAUCACACUGGACGAAGCUUGGUGCAUCUGGAACAGAGCCAGAGGCGUUUCGCUCGUCUCGCCCAAAGACAUGAUGGCUGCCUGCGAAUACCUUGACUUAGUGCAUGGCCCUCGUCUUCGUACAUUUGCGUCCGGCCUCAAGAUUUUGCAUAUGCCGGUGUAUACAAAUGAUCAGAUCCUGCCUCGCAUCCUUGCCGACCUAACUGCGGCUGAGCAAUUGCGAUCGCGUUCGACGCUGGAGAUCGCACAGACUGAGCAGCUCACCGUCACGAUGGCGGCAGAGUUGCUCGAUCUACUCGAAACAGAGACUGGACAGCUCUGCCACGACGGCGAUCUGAAAGACGGCAAGCGUUGGUAUCCCAAUCUGAUCUUGUCACCGUCUGCCGUAUCUCAAGGUGCAGGCUGA
Mixia osmundae IAM 14324 is the source of this 1563-nucleotide messenger RNA. RefSeq lists its product as uncharacterized. Gene Ontology annotation, molecular function: phosphatidylinositol-3-phosphate binding; ubiquitin binding. The coding region runs from base 1 to 1563 and encodes 520 amino acids. The record is from RefSeq and is a predicted model, not a curated record. Lineage: Eukaryota; Fungi; Basidiomycota; Mixiomycetes; Mixiales; Mixiaceae. Gene Ontology annotation, biological process: protein transport to vacuole involved in ubiquitin-dependent protein catabolic process via the multivesicular body sorting pathway. The transcript is spliced from 3 exons. Gene Ontology annotation, cellular component: ESCRT II complex; late endosome membrane.